Lactuca virosa is the source of this 681-nucleotide messenger RNA. The record is from the annotation of a GenBank genome assembly. Lineage: Eukaryota; Viridiplantae; Streptophyta; Magnoliopsida; Asterales; Asteraceae.
AUGGAUAUGAUGAUGGAGCUUGACAAGCUUCCUGACCCAUUUUCUCUCCCUUUCCAAGACCUUUCUGAUUCAUCCAUCAUGGAUUUAAACUUCUCCGGCGGAAAUUCCACCAUCAACCACCGUGCACCACCGCAUCAACUACUACAACACCCCAGUUACCCUACACCACAGUUUACAAUUUCCCAUGAUCAUUAUCCACGUGCGAGCUGGCUACAACAGAAGCCAGACUCCGUGGAGGCGAUGAGGGAAAUGAUUUUCCGGAUGGCGGCAUUGCAGCCGAUCCAAAUAGACCCUGAAUCUGUGAAACCACCAAAGAGAAGGAACGUGAAGAUAUCAAAAGAUCCACAGAGUGUGGCGGCGAGACACCGGAGGGAGAGGAUCAGUGAGCGGAUUAGGAUUCUACAGAGAUUAGUUCCCGGAGGAACAAAGAUGGACACAGCAUCGAUGUUGGAUGAAGCUGUGCAUUACAUGAAAUUCUUGAAAAAACAAGUUCAAGUAAUGGAACAGGCGGCUGUCGGAGGUGGUGGGGGAAAUAUACCGACGACUGGAAUCAACGGUGUUAUCGGAAUCUGUCCCACCACCACCAUGACUCAUCAUGACGCUAAUAAUUACCCGAAUGUAAUUAGAGCCUGCGGUGAGCCUAGUGCUCAUAUGGUGGGCUCUAUGGAGUUGCUCAAGUGA